AUGGUUGCCCAAGACUGGGAGGAUAACCCUCUCGCAUUGAGGGGUGAAAAAGAGAGCGAUUCUGGAGAUGCUUGCUUCUCAGCAGAUGAAGGCAAUGAGACGGGCUGUUCUUCUGUCUCUGGCGAUGACCUACAGGCCAGGCUACGUGAGCUCUAUGGGGGUGGCGGCCUGGAUGAGCCAGAUGAUGUGGGAGCUUUGCUCCUCAACGACGAGGAACAUCCUCCGGAGCAUUACCUUGCAGAGGAAGCAGACCUUGAACCUUCAUGCCUUCGACAGCGACGCUACAGCCCCCGAACACAAGAGAAACUUGACUGGAUCAAGGAGCAUUGGGAGCAGUAUUGCAAAUUUGUACAUCGGGAUCCCAUCCAGGCAUAUCACGACAUUACGAUACAAUCCCUUAAAGGGUUCCUCAGCUGGGUCUGUGACCGGCGUCGGGGGAAGAAUGGAAGGCGACGAGGGAUCAAGCGUCUGAGCUCGUUCCAUACAUUCUGGAAGUGGUAUAUGCUUGUCUACGAAGUUGAAGUAGGAAAGAGGAUCAAUGAGAUGAUCAUUGCCCAAUCCCAGGAUCUGCUCAAUCUCAUUGCUGAUGAGAAGCACCUCAGCCGGGAAAAAAGAGAGAAAGCAACAAUGUAUGUCCAGGACCUUGCAGAGUUUUGCUGUGUGCUUCUGGCAACAACAGAGAUGCUCUACUUGAUUGGCUGGCUGCGCAUACAGCUGAUCCUUUUCUCUCACCUUGCCGGCUAUACCGGAAACCGCCCAGAGGCAUUGUUGCAGCUGCGCUACCGGCAUCUAAACCCGACGCUAGUCCAGGACCUUGAGAGCAAACACCCCCAUCUUGUAAUCGAGUUCACCGCUGAGUUCACAAAAGGGUUUCUAGGAAUGAAGGAUGCCAACACAUUUCCACUUCCAGAAAUUAUAUAUGAUCCCACACUGGUCCUGAGCCCACAUGUCUUGCUGCUCGGAAUGUUAUUCCAUAUCAACGCAUACAAGUCACCAAGCAUUGAUUGCCCGCAGAACCUAUAUAACUUGAAUGUUCUCAAGGGCUUAAAUGAGCAACAGCUACCGCUUUGA
Messenger RNA from Paracoccidioides lutzii Pb01, 1071 nucleotides. RefSeq lists its product as hypothetical. The transcript has 4 exons. The record is from RefSeq and is a predicted model, not a curated record. Bases 1 to 1071 code for a protein of 356 amino acids.